AUGAAGUUUUUGUCCAGUUGUUCGGUUGGUCUCGGCCUGUUCAACUCGGCCCUCUGUGGGACCGGAUCCUCGACCUCCAAGGUGACCAUCGAUAAAGUGAUCGCCUACCGUCAACCUAUUGACCCUAACCACAAAGGUUUCGUCGUCAAUGACUUUGGACUCAUGGACACCGGCUCGCUCUGCGAUAGCUGCGAAAACUUCUUCGUUGCCGAAGACUGCAUCGCUGCAAACGGCAAGAAAAUCAACCAGGUGUGCGACCAAGCUUACAGAAAAGGCCACGGAGAUGACGCCGAUUGUCGAUCCGGCGACCACACCUUUAAGUGUAGCAGCAAAAUCGUGCCCGGAAAACCCAUGAUCUGCCACGGAUGUGUGGUAUAAACACCCCUUCUCUCGACACUUGGAUUGUAAAAGCCCACCAUCCAUUAUGGUUGUUUGUCGCGCUUUCCUCAGACUCAUUCCCAUCGC
Messenger RNA from Puccinia graminis f. sp. tritici CRL 75-36-700-3, 465 nucleotides. RefSeq lists its product as uncharacterized. The transcript is spliced from 5 exons. Lineage: Eukaryota; Fungi; Basidiomycota; Pucciniomycetes; Pucciniales; Pucciniaceae. The record is from RefSeq and is a predicted model, not a curated record. Bases 1 to 378 code for a protein of 125 amino acids.